Molecule: messenger RNA, 2311 nt
Organism: Pseudophryne corroboree (corroboree frog)
Lineage: Eukaryota; Metazoa; Chordata; Amphibia; Anura; Myobatrachidae
Gene: SLX4IP
Product: SLX4 interacting protein
Exons: 9
Coding region: 884-2131 (415 amino acids)
Source: RefSeq, a predicted model, not a curated record
AUAUGCUGAACAGGACUAUAGAACAAAAUGAUUCCCUUCUCUUUUUGUCCCAAAACGGAUAUCGUAGUUUUUAGCCGCCAUCUUUAAUUAGGUCAAAAGGCUUCAGCAAUGUGAUCUUCCCUUGGUUGUGUCUAUGUUGCCUUCGAGCAAAGGACCUGGACGUGACAAAACGAGUGGGCAGGAGACAACUUCCGCCCUUACAGCUCCUAAAUGUUUCCUUCGUUCUCCGUUCGUUUAGGGUAUUUUAAUUCUAUGCAGCAUUGGACCCCUCGCGGGCUCGCUUCGCUCGCCACGCAUCGGGCAGAGUGUCUCGCUUCGCUCGCCACACUUUUCUAUUCCAAACACCACACUUUUCUAUUCCAAACAGAUUGUGACAUGGACCCAGGGGGUUAUGGGAAAGGUCCUUAGCGCGAAGAGAAUCUAGACGCUACCAUCUUUUCCCUUCCCAGCCGGUAUCCAUUUCCUGCCCGCCGAAUUCAGUUUGUUCUGAGAGGAGGUGCUACUGAGUGUAAUUCACAUGGGGUUCUGAGUGAGGCUGUAAAGGCAGGAGUCCCGGCUGUUAGAUCCAGAGACACCUAUACAUCCUGACAGCCGGCGUGAGGACCCCUCAGGUGUUUGUCUGCCUGUCCCACCAUGUUUUGCUGAGUAAUAGAAUGUGAAUUUUCUGACUGGAGCUGAUCGCACUAAUUACAGGUCUCGUGUCUGGACUGACUGACAUGAUGUCUAACAAACUUGUUGUCAAGGUUAACGAAACUGAGGUCACAGUGCCUGGAGGCAGGGUUAUAGAGGAGACCCCAAUGCAUCCUGGGACAGUCUAAAGCUUUAGUUGUUGGUGCCUGGAUCAAGAUCCAUCUCUACACCCCGAUGUUUCCCUGUGGAACCAAUGUACCUCGCAAAAAGAGAUUUAACCAUGUGUGGGAACUUCGCCGUUCUGGUGGAUCUUCAUGUAUUGCCUCAAGGCACCAGUAAAGACACCAGCUGGUUUUCUGACCAUGAGAAGGAGGAAGUCUGUGCAUUACUGAAAGACGCGAUUGAAUCCAGAGUGAAGAGGCAUAUUGAAAGUCGCAGGCAACAGGUACAGGUGAAACACAAAGAAUACACGCAGGCCAGCCCCCUGUUUCUAAAAGGAAGCAGCAUACGGAUUGCGGCCUAUUUCAUUAAAAGAUGGGUUAACCUUCGUUGUGUUGUAAAACAUCAGUAUCGAGAGCUGUAUGUGUUUCCAGACAGAUUUGUGGUCUGCGCGAGUCAACUAGAACCUGAUUCCAACAUGUGGGUAGCCGGGACGGGCAAACCUGUCAGCAUGAAGGAGGCUUCCAGCGGAACAUCCGAGUAUUUUGCUGAACACAGGGAAAGCGAAAUAAACAACUUAUUAUCCGCCGCAGCCGGGAAGCAAGCUGUGCUGAAAAACAUAGUAAAGAAGGUAAAACCUACAAAGAAUGACUGCUCCAAGUUUGGCAGGGACUGUGACGCUCGCUCUCGUCUUCGGCAAGCGGACUCCGAGAAAGGAAACAAGAGUAAUCCGCAAUCUGAAUCAGAGAGUAGGAGUGCGGAGCAAGCAGAGGACUGCAUAAAUACUGCUCAGAGCAGCUCUGGGUUUCCUGAUACUGAAGUGGAAAAUGAUGUUAAUCACAGCCAGCCAUGCACUGCUAGCAGCCAACAGAGACUCAGCCCUACAGAGCGGUUACAGGCACAGGAGCCGAGCAAGGCUCUUUCCUGGAUCUGUGAGUCAGCAUUGCCAAAACAAAAACAAACUCUCCGAACAAGUAUUACGCAACAGAAGAGGAGACGGCACAGCUCGGAAGGGAAAACUACGCUCGGCUGUAAGAAAGCAGAUUUAAGGGAUGAUACGUUUCUAAGCACAGCUGACAAGGGGGCAGCAGAACCUGUAGAGAACAUACCUUUAGCUCUAAGGAUCCGUAACAUUCAGAAGCUGUCAACAGUCACCGUUGGCGCAGUAGUGCAAGCAGGAAAGACAGCAGAGGUUAAUAAAAUUGAGCCAAUCACUAGUGAGAACAAGCUAGGCUUAUUGUCCAAUAGCAUACCUGAAGAAAGAACCCGUGAAGAUGCCAGGCGGCCUACUGAUGGCCAGCCAAAGAGGUUAAAACUUCAGCGGUCCAAAAAAUUGCAUUAAUUGAGUCCUGAAUGUGCGGGCUGCACUGACUGAGACAUCGACCUAAUAAUGUUCCUGCUAUCUGUAGAGUAUCCCAUAGCGAAACAAGUACUAAUGUUAAACGUCUAUUCAUUUUUAUAUAUCAAACUCUGGGGCAGAUGUAUGAACCUGGAGAAGGCAUAAGGAAGUGAUAAACCAGUG